Lolium rigidum is the source of this 517-nucleotide messenger RNA. RefSeq names its product DNA-directed RNA polymerases I, II, and III subunit RPABC5. The record is from RefSeq and is a predicted model, not a curated record. Gene Ontology annotation, molecular function: zinc ion binding; DNA-directed RNA polymerase activity; DNA binding. The transcript is spliced from 5 exons. Gene Ontology annotation, cellular component: RNA polymerase III complex; RNA polymerase I complex; RNA polymerase II, core complex. Gene Ontology annotation, biological process: transcription by RNA polymerase II; tRNA transcription by RNA polymerase III; transcription by RNA polymerase I. NCBI's taxonomy places the organism in Eukaryota, Viridiplantae, Streptophyta, Magnoliopsida, Poales, Poaceae. Bases 83 to 298 code for a protein of 71 amino acids.
CGGCAAACCUCCUCCUCGGUCGACCUCCUACCGAGCCGACCUCGUCCCCAAGCAGCGCGGCAGCGUAGUCGCAGGGUCGAAGAUGAUCAUCCCCGUGCGCUGCUUCACCUGCGGCAAGGUGAUCGGUAACAAGUGGGACCACUACCUCGAUCUUCUCCAGGCCGAUUACACGGAAGGGGAUGCUCUGGAUGCAUUGGGCUUGGUUCGCUACUGCUGCCGGCGUAUGCUCAUGACCCAUGUUGACCUUAUCGAGAAGUUGCUCAACUACAACACACUGGAGAAAACGGAGACAAGUUAAUACCCAUCCUGCUGUGAAACCCUCUUGUUCAUCUUCUCGACAUGGGUGUGUGAGGUCCUAAUGUGAAGUUUGUUCGUUCCUGAAUGUCCAAGGACUGUUAGUGUGACAAUGCGUUUCUACUUCAUGUAAUUUCCGACACCAGUAUUAAACUUGUCAAAGUUGUAAGCUUUGGAAUUAUAAAUCCGUGUUUUACGUUUAAUCUUGUUUGUUGUGGGCACC